GCCCCAUAAACACUUUACUAGUUCUCGUGUUAACCGUUACUGUUCAGCAAAGAUCAUUGCACUCAAUAUUGCUGAAAGCAGAAGCAAGAAGAAAGUAUGGCUCCGAAGCUGGGGAAAUCGGGGUCAUUCCGGCAGAGCCUCGCGGAGAAGAAAGAGAGGCUUCUUUCCAUGAAGAGUGACGGAUAUUCCCAACUAGGGAUUCCCAUGCCCAUGGAGGAGGAGGAGGAGUACUCCGCCAAACGCUGCUGCUGCAGUUACCCGUGGUAUCGAGGGUUUUCCGAUGGGACGGUGAAGUGCUGGAAGAGUAUGAAGCGCGUGGCGGUUAAGGCUUGGGAGAUGGGUCGGUCUGACCCGAGGAACGUUAUUUUCUCGGCGAAGAUGGGACUUGCUCUUGCACUCAUCUCGCUCUUAAUUUUCUUCAAAGAACCCUUUCAGGAUAUUAGCCGCUACUCCGUCUGGGCCAUCAUGACCGUCGUCGUCGUCUUCGAAUUCAGCAUAGGGGCAACUCUCAGUAAGGGAUUUAACAGAGGAUUGGGAACGUUGUCCGCUGGAGGAAUUGCCUUGGCAAUGUCAGAAUUAUCGGCAUUGGCUGGACCAUAUGACGAACUUAUAGUUAUCAUUAGCACCUUCAUUGUAGGAUGUUGUGCCACUUAUGCAAAACUAUACCCGACUAUGAAGCCCUAUGAAUAUGGGUUCCGUGUGUUCUUGAUCACAUAUUGCUACAUUACUGUGUCGGGCUAUCAAACAGGGGAAUUUCUUGACACGGCUAUAAAUAGAUUUUUGCUCAUUGCAAUUGGUGCUGCUGUAUCUUUGGGAGUAAAUGUUUGUAUCUAUCCAAUCUGGGCUGGGGAGGAUCUGCAUCAUCUUGUGGAAAAAAAUUUCAUGGGUGUUGCAACAUCUUUGGAAGGUGUUGUCAAUAACUAUCUUAAUUGUGUUGAAUAUAAGAGGGUGCCGUCGAAAAUUCUUACUUACCAGGCUGCGGAUGAUCCACUUUACAGCGGCUAUAGAUCAGCUGUUGAGUCUACCAGUAAAGAGGAUGCAUUGCUAGGGUUUGCUGUUUGGGAACCCCCUCAUGGUCGUUACAAAAUGCUUAGCUAUCCAUGGAAGAAUUAUGUGAAAGUAAGUGGGGCGCUAAGGCAUUGUGCAUUUAUGGUCAUGGCUAUGCAUGGAUGCAUACUUUCUGAAAUUCAGGCCCCAGCUGAGAUGAGACAUGUUUUCCGUAGUGAGCUUCAAAGGGUAGGUUCUGAAGGGGCGAAAGUGCUCCGUGAACUCGGUAACAAAGUUAAGAAGCAGGAGAAACUUGGCCGUGAAGACUUGCUGUAUGAAGUACACGAGGCAGCUGAAGAAUUGCAACAGAAGAUUGACAAAAAAUCUUACCUACUAGUAAAUUCAGAGAGUUGGGAAAUCGGAAACCGACCAAGAGAGGAGGAGAGCAAGCCACAACAAGGGCCAGGCCUCUUUGACAUAGACGAGGAACGAAAAUUCCUGGAGUAUAAGUCUCUUAGUGAAGCUGUUCUUGAUCUCAGAUCAGUUCAAGUUCCAAACGGUUGGGAUGAAACUGGAAAAUCAAUCCCGGAUGAUCACACUGCCACGCCACAGCCUGCAGCUGUUGGCUCUGAAAACAUGUUCAGGAAACAGAUAUCUUGGCCUGCUCAUGUCUACUACAAAGCAGAUACAGUGGCAAAAGAGGAGGAAGAAUCAAGGACUUACGAAAGUGCUAAAGCACUAUCCCUCGCAACAUUUACAUCGCUUCUGAUUGAAUUUGUAGCAAGGCUUCAGAACCUGGUGGACUCAUUUGAAGAAUUAGGUGAGAAAGCAAACUUUGUGGAUCCUCUUGAGCAACAAGUACCAGUAACAUCUGAUGGGUUUUGGACGAGAUUGUUUAAUUGCUUCAGAUCCAAGGAAUGAUGCAUGAGAACAUGCGGAGCUGCUGCAUGUAAGUCAUCCCUGAUUUGAGUUGAAAUUGUCAUGUAAUGCUUCCAGCAUCACCCCAGUCUUCUUUUGAAAGAUUUUGAGUGAUGUCUUGAGUUCGGGAACUAGGCAUCCUUUGAAGACAAGUUGAAACUUUUAAACACAAACUGCGAGAAAUCGCUAUCAAUCUUAUAAACUAGAGUAAUAACUCACUUUUUUGUACAUAAAAUACUGUUUUGACUAUAGCCAUAUGCAGUUUAGAACGUAUAAAAUUGGUUAUUAA
Molecule: messenger RNA, 2194 nt
Organism: Arachis duranensis
Lineage: Eukaryota; Viridiplantae; Streptophyta; Magnoliopsida; Fabales; Fabaceae
Product: aluminum-activated malate transporter 9
Exons: 6
Coding region: 97-1908 (603 amino acids)
Biological process (GO): malate transport
Cellular component (GO): plant-type vacuole membrane
Source: RefSeq, a predicted model, not a curated record